AUGAAAACAGUCGAACCGCAGCUGAAAGGGGCUGUCAGUACCUGGUGGAAUACCACCAAAGUACUGGACUUGUCCUGGGACGAAUUCCGCGACGAAUUUUCAGAAAAAUUUGACAACGCGGAACUACAGUCACAACUGCGGGCCGUAAUAGUAUCUGUCCGACAAACACUCCGCACAGUCCCUUACGCAACAGUCCUUUCAUACUAUCGAAAAAUCAACUCGCGCGCCGUAAAACCACCUGGCCGGCCGAGCCCCGCGGCUAGCAAGCAUAAUGGCAGGACUGACGCGCGACGAGUUCCGCACCCACAUACGCCUCUAGCGCCCUACGGCGGACCGCCGGCGUCCUGGACCCCGCACCGGGCAAAUCACCGCCACCCCCCCUCUCACCCGAAAACGGACCCGGAAAAAAUCGCGUGA
Cinara cedri is the source of this 417-nucleotide messenger RNA. NCBI's taxonomy places the organism in Eukaryota, Metazoa, Arthropoda, Insecta, Hemiptera, Aphididae. The record is from the annotation of a GenBank genome assembly.